AUGUAUCGUAUCGAGCUCCUACCCGGCGCAUCUACCCACGUCACACCCGGGUGGACUUAUGUGCCUGAUCGUGGGUUUGACCCAGCAAAGGCAGCCCUCGCGCCUACUAUCGGCAGGAAGCGAGGGAUUCGCGAUGGAGGUCGUACGGACUUGUCUUCGCGACAGACCAAUGCGAUCAUACGUCACCUAGCGGAACUUGACCGGGAGAACCAUCGGGAGGUUCAGAUUGCGAUUCCGGUUAAACAAAAAGACACGGCUGGAAGAGGGACACGAGGAAAGACGACCUCAAACGUACGCCGCAUUCUACAAUCGCAGAAAACCUUCCGAAACCACCUGGACGACGAAGAGGCCGCGCUGGCGCAGGCCGCCCAAACAACUACUCACCGUCCUUCAAUCGCUAAGAUCAUAAAACCAUCGCGACGAAGCCUGACACCCGCAGCUACACCGAAACCAGAACUCUCAAGACAAAGAAAGCAGCGUUCAAUCGCCACCCCGUCGAGGACCUCAUCGACCCCGGCAGAUGGCCAUAGUGUCGUGUCAUCUGCUACAACGACAGAUGAGACGAACGAGUCGAACGAGACACAGAACCAGAACCAAUUGAUCAAGUCGGAGUACGAUAACGAUCCUCUCCUCCGCUCCUUUAUUCCUUCCGCGCCCUCAGAGCGUAUCAUGCAAGCCCUCCUAUCCGAGCCCCCGCUCACAUACAAUGCGGCUCGUGCGGGCCCACCUAUGACGGUUAAGUCGCCGCGGCAUUUCUGCUGUAUGUGCGGAUACUGGGGCAAGAUCCGGUGUAAAAACUGUCAUGUCCGGACUUGCGGGCUGGCUUGUUACAAGGUGCACGAAGACUCGCGGUGCGGUGCUUUCUUCUGA
Messenger RNA from Aspergillus clavatus NRRL 1, 870 nucleotides. Its product is annotated as putative HIT finger domain protein. Bases 1 to 870 code for a protein of 289 amino acids. Gene Ontology annotation, cellular component: Swr1 complex. Gene Ontology annotation, biological process: chromatin remodeling. NCBI's taxonomy places the organism in Eukaryota, Fungi, Ascomycota, Eurotiomycetes, Eurotiales, Aspergillaceae. The transcript is spliced from 2 exons. Gene Ontology annotation, molecular function: nucleosome binding. The record is from RefSeq and is a predicted model, not a curated record.